CCGGAACUCAAGACGUCAUAGGUUACAACAUGGCGGAAGAUAUCCUUGUAAACAUGACUGUCAACACAAAACUUUUACUUUUAAUUAUGCUUUUUUGCAAUCAUGCGUCUGGCUGGAUUCAUAAUCUAAAAUUACAAGUGAGACUUAUAGAUGCUAAUUUUUCAAUUCAUUUUAUAUAGUUGUUGUAAAUCGCGUAUAUAAAUUGAUUUGGUCAUUGGACAUUCUGAAUUUGUGAGUCACUGCUUCAAUUCAAUGAAUCAAUCACACUACACUCACACCAAUGACGACAACUUGUUGAAGGAACCUUUUAUUAACUAUAAUUUAGUAUGACUAGUAAAUAAACAUUCUAUCUACAAAACGCUUUAACCCACCAUAGUGUACAUUACAUUUUGUUGGGGAUGAUUAAGACCAGGCUUUAGCAAUAUUAAUAUUGAUGUAGGCCUACUUUUUUUACAUUGUGUAGCAUAACCAAAUCUUUUUAAUUUUUUUUACACACUGUAAAUGUUAGUUUGGUAAGUUUAUGUCUGAAGCAGCACAGUCACAAGCAUGAUACAAUGAUACAUCAUUUGGAGGUUGUUUUUGGGUUAGGUGUUUGUGUACACUUAAUGCAAGUUUUUGUUUCCUUAUUAGGGGAAGGGUCUCCCCUCCCCAAAAAGAUUUUUUUGCUUCUUAUUUUGGUUUUUUAAAGUGGGGGGAGAGGUUUGGAGAGGGGUGUCUCCCCAGUUCUCAGAGGAUAAUUGAUUUUGCACACAGAAAACGAUGAUAAUUCAUAAUAUUGACUCUACCUCAAAUGAAAAUAAAUCUGGUUUAAAUGCUUUCUAAAUUCAUUCUAUAAGUCAUGCAGUAAUUCCUAAGCUAUUGGGCUGACACCUCUUGGCAAAACCCAUUCUGUUAACCCAAAAGUUAUCUCAUUUGGAUUCUCGUUUUUACCACAUACAAAAAAUGGAACAAUUUUUAUAACUAAUUUACAUCACCUUUGCAUCAACGAGGACUUAAAAAUAUAAAUAUCUGCAUGGCUGUUUUCUUUCAAUAGAAGUAAAAACUUUGAAUCUGCUAAAUCGCAAUAUUUAUUCUUUAGCUUUAAAAACAAUUGGGAAAAGAAUGUAAUGAAUAAAUGUAUCUCAUUUAGAAAUAAAAAAUUGACAUAAUGUGAUAGCAAUACGGUAACAAAUAGGAAGAGCAUAAUGAGAUUGAGAAUGCAAGAAGUUAGUUGGUAAAAUCAAGCUGAUGCUGAAUUGUGACUCAUGAAUAUAGUGGUGGAAAAUAAGUUGCCUAUAACAUGUGGAUAUAAAGUAUUGAAUCACUUUGUUUACAAGAUGGAAUAAAUAGUAAAGAAUUUGUUGUUUUUUUCUCAGUCAAAUUAUUUUAUUUGGACCAAUUAUCAUAAAAUGUAGAUUACAUUUUUUUUCUGCCUCCACAUAUUCAGACAGAUGACAGACGUGACAUAAUGCUAACCCACACCUUUGGAUUUCUUAAAGCUGGUACUUUGACUGUCAAUGUGACAAUGUUUUCAUUUAGAUCAGCUGGCAAUGUGACAAAUCAAGUAAGAGGAAUUGGAUCAUUCAUACUUUUAUUCCUUUUAAAGUCAUAGAAUAAUGUUUGGAAAUUAAAUUUUUUACAAUUAAAUGCAGUCUAAAAAUCAGAGCAGUUUUUUUUAAUGUUGAAUAUGUUACAGGUUUUAGGUAUUUGAUAUUCUUAUUUGCAUUAAGAAAGUGAAUAGAAGUGGGUGUUAUCUACAACAGUUACAAAGUAAGAGUUUGCAUGUAAGAUAAAACACAUUGGUCCUUUUCCCCCUUUCAUCUCUAGCCUUUUGGUUUCACACUGGAUAAAAGCAAAAGUCCAGGAUUCAGCAGUUACAUGGUAAGACAUCAGAAGCCAUUGAUUACUUUUUUGAAGUGUUGUCUUAUUAAAAAUUGAAUAAAAUGUUUAUCUGUGUGGUUUGAUUUUUAUUUAUUUCAUGGAGGAUUUAAUUAUUAUUUUGUUUCUCUCUUCUAUGAUUAUAAUCUGAAGCAACACAGCUUUCUCUAUUUACUUUUUUAAGUUAUCCUUCUAUAAAAGAAAACAGAAAGUUUUUUUUUUAAUAAUGAUACCUAGGAAAAGUAAUAAUUCAAAAAUACAUUUUGCUGUGACUUUUCUCUCUUACCCUUUAGGAAAGCUUACAAAAGUGUGCUCUCAAUGAUACAGAUAAAACAACAAAUACAGUAAUCUUUCGAUUUGAUUUUGAAAAAAUGAAGUAAGUUUGAGGUCAAUAAAAAAGAACAUGUUCCUCACACAAAUGUUUUUAUUAUCUUCUAUAAUUUAAAACAAUUUUAGAAGAUAAUAAAAACAUUUGUAUUUACCACUAUUUUGUGUUCAAGAAAAAAUGUCUUUAAAAUAAUUUUGUAUCAAUAGCUUUAGUUUCGUAACUACAGUAUUAAAAAAAUAAACAUUGUUGUGACUAAGAGAAUAGAAAAUUUGAAUUAGAUGACUGUUUUGAUAACUAAAAGUUAAAUCUUAACUUUCUUUCACCAAGAGUUGUAGUGGAGAGACGAGGUGAGGAUUUACGAGAGUUGAGUAUCGUAGCGACCCCACCACCAACAAAGGCUCUACCUGUGGAGCCAGACACCAACAAAGGUAAUCUUAGAUCAUUAUUACUGCAGCAUUGGACUUGUUCAGCCCACUGAUACUGCAUAUGACCCUAAUUUGCUGCCUUUUGUUAUAUCCACAAAAAUUAACCUGUUCAUAACCACAUUGCUUACAUAUGGGGAAAAAAUUAUCUUUUAUCAUUUAUAAUAUUUUUUCCUAAAGGAUUUAAAAAAAAAAAAAAAUGAAAUUUCGACCAUGUAAAUACAAUUUAACUGAAAUAAGUAAUUUAUUAUUAAUUAGUCCAGCAGAGUAAUUUUGACAGUGAUUAUUAACAAUCUUAUUAUUAUUAGACAAAACGAUGAUUGCAAUAUUUUCAAAUUCUAGUAAUUAAACCAGAGGAUAAAAAAAGUGAAAAACAUGAAAAAACGGAAACAGGUGCUGUCACAAAAACAGAAACAGAUUCUGUCUCAAAGACAGACAAUGAUAAGGGUAGCAAAGGCAAGACCCCAACAGAUGAAAAAAAGCCAGGUGGUGAGACAAGCAAGAAGCACAGUGAAGACUCCAAAGAGGGUGGUAAAUCCAAAGAUACAAAGAGGGCAUUGGAUGGACAGAAUGAAGAUGAAACACACAGGUAUUUUGUUUGUGCAAAUGUAUCAGUGUAACUGUAACACAAGUAUGUAUGUCCCUCAUUUAAUUGUUCUUGAACCCACCGCACCACAUGUUCCAUAAGUUAAAGAGUGGCCCAAGACAUGUUUUUGUGUCAGACUCCAAGACUGCAAGAUUUUCAACAUCGAGUCAGAUAACUUCUAGCACAGCCAUUACCUUACCCUGAGAAGCUCUAUGUACAACUGGAGAACAUUCAGAUGAAGGCCUCCUUGUGCUAAAAAUCAUUUAGAAUUCUUGAAUGCCAUUUGUGUCAUAGUAGAAGAUUUCUAUGUAAUAGACUGAUUGAUUCUCUUGUCCAAUUUAAAUAACCUAGAUAUCUACCAUUUACCUUAUUGUGCUCAGUUAUGUAAUCAAUUCAAGAAAUGGCUAUUAACAUUCUGGUGCUGCUAAAUAUAUUCCCGGCCUUCUAUGUUAAAUUUAUGUCUCUUGAACCGCAUUGCUUAUUUUCUGCAUUGUUAUCAGUCUUAUUUUUUAUUGCUUUAGUCGCAGAAAACGAGCAGUAGAAUCAACAGUUGCUGCUGUAACUGUAGACACCAAAAAGCCAAAGGUAGUUUUAUAAUUUUAUAGUUGUUAAUGUUAGCUUUAAAGCUAGUUUAUCUAAAAAAAUUAACAUUUAUUCGUAUUUUGAUUUAGUCAAAUUUAGAAAUGCUUAUGUAAUUACAAUUCAAUAUAUAAAAAAUGUCUAAGUGUUUUUCUGUCUGACCUGCAGUGUUCAUUCUAGGUCUUAAAUUUAUUUAUUGCAUUAUAGUUUUAUCAUAUUAAAUUAAGCUUUUUUAAGAUUAAUUUUAGUCUGCUAAUGGUUUUUUUUAUUAAUUAAAAAUUUUUUAAAAUGUUUACUUCAAAAAUAUUUUCUUUAUAUAUACUAAAAUGACGCUGAGAGAAUUUUUUAAAAAUUUAACAGAUAUUUCGGGUCAAAUUAUUAACUGGAGUAAUGUUUCCCAUGAGCUCACAUUCCAUUUUCUAAUUUUCUGAAGAUCUUCAAAUACUAUAACAUUUUUAAUUUACCUUGAAUUCUACUUCUAGGAAAAAAGAGAUGACAAGCCUGGCAAACCUGUCGUAGCCGAGAAAAUUUACCUAAAUUUAACUAAAAUUGACACAGAUAAAUAUCAGACAUUUGUAAGUUCUAUGUCUUCAGUAAUGUUGUUUUGUUUAUUUAUUAAUGUAUUGAUUUUUCUUAUGGUGACUAUAGAUUCAAUUUUAAUUAAUCCUGAACUAGAAUUCUAUUCAUUUUUUAAACUAAAUUAAGAGUAGAUAUUGACUUUAUUGAGCUUGAAUGUAGAAGUAAAAACUCAUUUAAUUAACUUAAACCUAUUUUAAAUUAUUUUUAAAACUACCAUAUGAACUAUAACAGUUUAUUUGCAAGUAAUGUACAAUCUUAACUAACUUACAGUUUUCAUAAUUUUUUUUAUUCUUAAAACAAUGUACAUAUUAAAAAUAAACUUAAAAAAAAAAAAAAUGCUUUGGUAAUUUAAUGCAUCAUCUCUAUAAUGCAAAUCUUGUGUUCAUUAAUAUUUUUAGUAUAUAUAAGCUUGACAACUGAAGAUGAUAUUGCCCAUUUCUUUGACAGUUUCAAGUCAAUGUUGCCAAGGAAUCUGAAGAAGGGCUCUACAACCUCUACUUCCACAACUGUAUGAAUGAAAAGUCUCUGGUCGACCUUUCAGUAAGUUUUUACUUCUCAUCAAUUUAUUGGUGUUUGGCAAAGCUCCCGCAAUAAACAUUUUAAAAUCAAGUGUCUCAUGAUAUAUUUGGGUUUUUUAUUUUUUUUGCACUAGACUUUUUGAGAUAGAGAGAGAUGGCUUUCACAUUUAAUUGAUAAAACUAUCAUAUUUUUUUUUUUAAAUUUAAUAAGCAAAGACUUAUGCUAUUUUUCCAGUGAUUUGUUAUCUAAAAAUAGUGAAUUAUUUUUCAAAGUUAUAUAUUCAUGUGAUAUAGAUUUCUAGUAGUUAUUAAAGUACUAGUACUAGUCUAUUUAUUAAUACCAGCCACCUGAGCUAACUGUGCUUUUUUAAUCCCCUUGUCACUCACUGUCCUCUCAUGAGCAUGUUAACAUAGUUAUGUGAUUAACUAUGGCUUGAAAAUAAAAAGCAACUCUUGCAUUAAACAGAUGUUAUCAUGCAUAAAAGUAUUGCAGUAACGCAAACUUUUUCAGUCUUAGCCACAGGUAGUUUGUUUUCUCAAACACCAUGCCAGUGCAUCCCAUAUUUCAUCCAAGAUUUAUAGGCAAAUAUAUUAUAUAGCCUCAACUAUAACAUGAAACUUUUCACAACUUUCCCUCUCCCAACCCUUGUUAAAUAGCAUCCACCUCUUUCACUCUAACCAACUGGACUACAGUACAGGUUUUACAUAUCUGUCCAUUGCUAUUUACUCCAUGAUCCAUUCAGACAGGCUUUACACAUCUGUCCAUUGCUAUUUACUUCAUGAUCCAUUCAGACAGGCUUUACAUAUCUGUCCAUUGCUAUUUACUCCAUGACCCAUUCAGACAGGUUUUACAUAUCUGUCCAUUGCUAUUUACUCUACGAUCCAUUCAGAAAGGUUUUACAUAUCUGUCCAUUGCUAUUUACCCCAUGAUCCAUUCAGACAGGUUUUACAUAUCUGUCCAUUGCUAUUUACCCCAUGAUCCAUUCAGACAGGUUUUACAUAUCUGUCUAUUGCUAUUUACCCCAUGAUCCAUUCAGACAGGUUUUACAUAUCUGUGUCAAUUGCUAUUUACUCCAUGAUCCAUUCAGAUUCAAAUCAUUCAGAAGAAUGAAUUCAGCUACUUGUCAGCAGAUGAGAUGCCCAUCCCAGUCUUGUACUUUGUCUUUAGCGUCACGUUCUUCAUCCUCACCGUUGUCUGGUUUUCAGUUCUCCGCAAGGCCAAGUGAGUGCUAAGCUUUAGAAUAUUAUUGUGUUGAUUUUCUCUACUGAUAAAACAUAUUAUUUAAACACUAAUUAACUUAUUCAAAACAUUCAAAGUCGUGUACUUUGUCUUUAGCGUCACGUUCUUCAUCCUCACCGUUGUUUGGUUUUCAGUUCUCCGUGUUGAUUUUCUCUACUGAUAAAACAAAUUAUUUAAACACUAAUUAACUAAUUCAAAACAUAUUACUUGUACUAGAAUAUCAGAAUCUAUUGGUUACCAGUACAUUUUAUUCUGUAGUUUUUAAAAACAUAUUUUUAUCAUUUAAAACAUUUUAAAAAAAAUGUAUUUAAUCAAAUGUUAGGAAAUAAUAAAUUAAGAAAUAUUUUCUUAAACACAUAUGAUCAGAAGUCUGAUAAAUUUGCCAGUUUUAAUUGUUUAAAUGAAUUUCUCUGUCUCUAGUGAGGGUGUCUAUAAGAUUCACUAUCUCAUGCUUGUGGUGGUCUUCUUUAAAAGUAUCUCCAACCUGUUCCAUGGGGUAAGUUAAUUAAUACCUUGUAUUUCGGUGAGCCUCAAUUAUUAUGUUAUCCUUCAUCCCCCAUGCCACCAAACAUUUAUUUCAACGGUCACUCUACUCUUCCUAGCACUCAUAUCUUGAAUUCUUCUUAGUGGUAACAAGUGUCAUAUGUAUUAACGAAAUGUUUGGCCUUUGUAAAUAUUCAAAGUAGAGUACCAGGAAAAAGUAGUUCAUUAAUUAAAAAUGUGGCUGUGAUACAAUGAAGGAAGUACCGCUGUGUGUGCUUAUAUUUUUAGUGUUUCACAAAGUAUUUUUUUAUUCUAAACAAAUCUAAGUGCACAGCUAUUUGUUAUUUUACCAACCCAACAACAGUUCAUCUUAAUGUUUCUUUAUAAAUUCAAUGUUUACAUUUGUAUGUUUUAUCUUAUGGAAUAGGUUAACAUGCAUAUGAUAGAGAAAACUGGCAUUCAUCUUGAUGCCUGGGCCAUUUUGUGGUACAUUGUGUAUUUGUAAGUAUUGAAAUCAUGAAUAGCUAAGUACCCAGUAGCUAAAAGGUUGUGACAAACAAACAAAAAAAGCGAUGUUUAUUGUCUAAUAUCUGUUGUAUCAAAUUUAAUUGAAAAUAUGUUCACUGACUUUUUUUAACAUAAAACCUGAUUUGAAUCAGUUGAAUAAUUUAAAUAAGAUUAGGGGUGGGAAAUUAAAAAAGAUUUGUGAAACAGAGUUUUCUAAAUCACUUUAUUAAUUGUUUGUUCUUUGAAGCUGAAAGUACAUAUAAAAUUAUCACUCAUUUAUCCAAUCACAUCCUGUUUUCCAGGAUGAGGGGAGCUGUUCUGUUUGUUACAGUGCUUCUGAUUGGUGCUGGCUGGGCUUUCAUUAAGCAUGUGUUCACAGAUAGAGAGAAGAAACUUUUUCUUAUUGUCAUUCCAUUACAGGUAUUUCUGUGUAUAUGUACAUACAUUUGCUUGAAACUAGGCAAAUUUGUUAAUGCAUCUGUUUUAAAGAUUUUAAAUAUUUAUAAUUGUCAGGGUAUGUACUUAGGUAAUGUCUAGAAGCCUGUUUUUUUUUUUUAAUAAAUUAUUAUUUUUUAAACUAGAUAUUUUUAUUUAUUUUGUGUAUUUGCCAAAUUAUUACACAAAAAGAAAACAUAUUUAUUUUAAUUAAAAUAUAUAUCAUUCUCUAAAAAAAAAUAAGGGUACCCCUUAGUUAAAUUUGAGUCCAUUAAAUAUUUGUUAAAAGUAUGAUUUUUUUUAAAAUUUGUCAUGUCAAAUCAAAUAUAAAUGUUCUUUCUAUAUUUAGUAAACAUCAAAACAUCUAAAUCUAUCAAUGGUUUUAAAUAUAUAAAUAUAUUCAUCAUGUUUCAUAUUUUACCUGAAUACAUUCCUAAUAUACCAAUAUACACAUCUUAUCUAGAUAUUAAUGAAUGUUGCCUGGGUCAUAGUGGAGGAAAGUGAGGAAGGAUAUUCAUCUUACGACACCUGGAAUAAAAUUUUUACAGGUGUUGACCUGCUGUGCUGUUUUGCCAUUCUUUUCCCCGUCAUAUGGUGAGUCACAAUGAUAUUAGUGAAAAUCACAAUAAUCGCUGAGGAAUAUCACAAUAAUAGUUGGUGACUAUCACAAUGAUAGCUGGUGAACACCACAAUGAUAGCUGGCGAAUUUCACUGGGUCAUAUUUUGGUGGAUGAUAUAUUUGUUUUAAGAUUUUUUUAAAUGAUAAAAUUGAAAGUUUUAAAAGAAUUUGAAGUGAAUUGUAACAAGUAGCAAAUAAUAUCACCUGAGUGUGGUGAUAAUGUUAAGAACAGUCUUGAAGUGAAAGUGAAUUAAUAACUAGGCACACUCACUUUAUCUCACUUUUUCUUUACAAAAUGAAUUGAACCUCUUAACUAAAAAAAGUAUUGUUUUUUUAUAAUUAUUUUAAUUUCUCUUAUUACAGGUCAAUUCGACAUCUUCAAGAGGCCUCCAAGACAGAUGGGAAAGCUGCAAUAAAUCUUAAUAAGCUGAAACUAUUUAGACACUUCUACAUAAUGGUGUGUGUGUGAUUAUAACCUUACCAAAACUAAUUAUGUUCAACCACUUCAUUGCAUUCGAUUUAAAGUAAACAGUCGAUGUGUAGAUAGUUGGGUUGGUUGAUGAAUAGAUCCAGGGAAAGAGUCGGCAGUUGAAUCUAAAUGUUCCAUAUAUUUAUUGAUCAAUGUUGUUCUGCUUGUUCAGAUAAAUGCAGUUGGCUUUCAAAUAAAGCUUUACAUUUUAAAAUUCUUAACUGCUGGAACUGUAUUAUAAUUACUUUUAACACUAGUCAAACUUAAGGGGAGAUAAUGAAUAUGAGAUUAGCAAAAUUUAAAAUUUUAUUUUUAAAAUCUCCAAAAUUAACCCUGUGACCUUUUUUUUUUAAUGACAGGUUGUUGCAUAUAUCUAUUUCACUAGAAUAAUUGGAUAUUUGCUCUUGGUAAGUUUUCCUCAGGCUCAGGUUGAGGUUUUCACAAUUCUUUUCUCCACCAUUAUGAAAAAAAAAUAGUUCUUUUUCAGUGCAAGUCUUAUAAUGCAAAUCAAACUAAAGAUGCAACAGUUGUUUUUUUUCUACAAUUCUUUGCCAAAACUUUUUUUUUUUAAAUAAAAAAGAUUAAAAUGUAAGCUUACAAAAUAUGUUUAGAUUUCUUUGUUUGUUUUGUUUUUGUUUUUUAAGACGCCUGUCUUACAUUGUUGUCUAAAAUUAUUGUUUUUUUUUUUUAAAGAAGCUGUUCUUAUAAUUCUGUACGAUUUAUUAAAAAUAAUAAUUAUUAUUGUAUAUUAAUUAUUGUAUCAGUUUUCCCAUGCUCCAAGACUAGGUCAGUCUGUCUUUCUGGUUGCUUUGUUUCAACCAAAACUGACCUUUUUGAGGAAUGAGUUUUAAAUGUCCUCUGUCCACUGCCAGAUAACUCUUCCGUUCCGUUAUGGCUGGAUGAAAGAUCUGUUUGAGGAAGUCUUCCUGUUUUUCUUCUUCACCCUGACCGGUUACAAGUUCCGCCCCACCAGUGACAACCCUUACCUGCAAGUCCCGCUGGACAGUGACGACGAGGAGGAGAUAGAGAUAGAUGAAGUGUAAGUUAUCCGAAACUUGACAUUAAACCCCAUUUCAUUUGCUAUAUAAAUUUGUUUUCCCAUUUAUCUUACUCCAAUAUUUUUUUUUUAAUUAUCUUUGCAUCCAUCCAUUCAUCCAUGAAUAUAGAUGAAAGAAAGUCUGUGUAUUUCUUAAAGGGUAAUAAAUGAAGCCACAGCAUUCUUCUUGUAACUUUAUAUUUCAAGCUGCCACAUACCCUUGUUCUACUAUUUCGUUGUUAAGUUCUUACGAAAUUAACUACUGGUACUAAGAUUCAACAAAAUAAUAUUUAUUUAAGAAAACAAGCAUUCUAGACCAUUAUUCCAAUUAGUAAUUGUAAUGUAUUUUCUUUAAAUUAAUUUAAGGCUGAAAAAGGACUCUCCAGUUAAAAUACAUGCAAGCUUAAGUGUUUGUUAUUAAAUUAUUAUUUUUUUUAAUUUCAUUUAUAUUCAGUUUCUAAUGACAUUUCUACUGAGCCUAGUAUUUAAUAAGCUGCCAAAUCUGGCCAUUUUUUAAUCUCAGGGUCACCAAAAGUGGAAACACAGAAACUGUGGUGAGAGUGAAUCAAGGGAGAGCAGAAGCACAGAACACCACGGCAAUGAAACAGCGGGAGAGCAGUCAUGAAUACGAUUGAUAAAAGUUGUACCAUCAUAUCAUAUUAACUUGUUUUGUAUGUAAAACUGUCAGCAACGCAUAAGUAUGCUACUUACGGUUUGUCUCAUCAAACUCUUAGUCAUAAAUAAAUAUGCUACUUAUGGUAUGCAAACUGCUGCUAAAAAAGAUGUCUACAGCAUAAGUGUGCUUUUUUUUUUUUUGAGUGAUAUGAUAGGUUUUAAUUCCCAAGUAAUAGUCAUGCAAUGUAAGCAAUCAUCUUACCAGUGAAACAUCAGUGCUAGAUUUUUAACAUGUCAGUUUUUCUGUUUUAUGUAUGUAAGAGGCAAAAAAAGACUUUUUACAGAAUGGCUUAACCAAGAUAGAUGUCAAAGUGAAAAUGUGAAUUAUAAACAUUUUUUUUUUAGACUGACCUAGCGUUAGGCAAGUUUAAAUAAAAACUAAAUGGGACGUUGUUUCAAAGGCGUUGCUGAGCAUGGAAGGGGAAUGCACAGAGCUGAACAUAGCGGACUCCCGGAUGGGGACAAUGGUGAACAUUUUGACAAUGUGUUACUCAGUUUUCUCAUAUGUCAAAUCCUCUCUGCGUGUUUCUAUUUUGUUCAAAUUGUGUCAUGCCAUGAGCGUUCACACCUUCUCGUUAUAAACAGUUCAUCUUGCAGUAUUUAAAUAUCAGGUUUGGGGUUUGUCUUCAUUUUAGUCAUUGACUUCUUUGGUGGUUUUUUUUAGUAACAACUUUUCUUGUACGUAACAUAAUUAGCAGGGCCGUAACUAGGGGCAGACGGGUGUAUGUGAAACUAAUUAGGCCCAUAUUAAGUGUUUCUCACCAAGCAAAGGUUUUCAGCUGUGCCACUAUUUGUGACUCCUUCACUGACUGUAGUAUUGUAUCAAUUAUACAUGAAUUGAUUAGUCAUGUGAAAGUUCACUAGUGAGUCUUUGUAGCAAUCCUAUAAAUCAGCUUGAAAACAUUCACCUUGAAAUGUCUGUCUUGUGAAGUUUCGGGGAGCUGUACAAAGUAAUACGUAAGUUCUUAAUCAUCUGAUGUACUUGACCAUCAAUGUACCACUAGAUGUGUAAAAAAAUGGGGGGAUCAUCAUUGUAAUAGAUAUGCAAUAGAAUUCAUUAAAACACACUGCUCCAACUGUUCCAUAAUCCAAACACUUCUAUGUUCUAAUUAGUUUUUAUACCUCGAACCCCCC
Molecule: messenger RNA, 11467 nt
Organism: Lymnaea stagnalis (great pond snail)
Lineage: Eukaryota; Metazoa; Mollusca; Gastropoda; Lymnaeidae
Source: the annotation of a GenBank genome assembly